GGCGGAUCAGCCCCGCAGAUAUGUAGGCGAAGAAAAACCCUCCUGCGCUUUUACGCACGGGGCGGGCCUUUCAUUCAUGCAUGUUGGGGGGUGUAUGGCACUCCGUCAGAGACAAUCAGAGAUGUUUGAGUUUCCAUGCACAGUGACCAGGGAGGUGAAGCGGCGCACAGCAGUAUCACCCCUCCUCCAGCCCCAGCUCCGAGCACACGGGCCUCCACGUCCACACCACAGGGGCGUUUAAAUCACAGCCCAGCGCAACUAUCUGCUUUUUAUCUGUCGAGUUACGAGAAGGAAACUGGUCAUGAGAUGCGAUUUGUUUGCGCCGGACGACAGAAGGAAACACUAGAUCAGACCUGUUGGCGAUGAUGGAUUACUCCAAGGCGCAAAUGUCAAGCUUAUCCGAGGAGGGCAGUUCAGCCGGGUUUCCUCAGUCCAGUCCUGCUGGGGUGAAGCUGGAGGCAGUGAUGGAACAUCUGCAGAGGCAACAAGAAGCCAAACGGGAGAUGAACCUGCAAGAGAAGCAUCUUCAAGCUCAGCUGCUCUUCGCUCAGCACGCCUCAGCGGCCAGAGCCUCUGUGUUGUUCGGCAAAACGGACGCACAGACUUAUCAAGACGCUCAGCAAGCAGCUUUGCACAGCCACCUCAGCAGAAUGCAUCGAGAUGAGGAAGAUGAAGACACGGAUGAGGAGGAGCAGGAGAUGGCUGGGAAUGAAGACGAUGACGAUGAGGAGGAAGAUGAAGAGGAGGAGGAGAAUGGGCCUCCUGGACAGGCGAAGAAGCCCAGACUCCAGCAGGUUCCUGGCUUCCCCUUCCCUUCUUAUUCCACACCCCAAUCAGCUGCUGUGAAGCAACUGUCCGAAUCGCCACCUCUAGUAGUAAAACAGGAGCGUGAGGAGAAGGAGCUGCUGUCUCCUGCAGGUCCGCACGCCUUCACUUCGCCCAACGGCUUCACUGACUGGGGCUACGACGAGCCAAUGAAACAAAGAGGAAGUGCUAUCUGGGCCGAGGAGACAGACGGAGGGAAAUUGAGAGGAGAACCAUCCAGGGACUUUGCCAAACUUUAUGAACUGGAUAAUGACCCACAACGAAAGGAGUUUCUGGAUGACCUCUUUGUCUUUAUGCAGAAACGUGGAACUCCUGUGAACCGCAUCCCCAUCAUGGCAAAGCAAAUUCUGGACCUGUACAGGCUUUACAAGCUCGUGACAGAGAAGGGAGGCCUGGUGGAGGUGAUCAACAAGAAGAUCUGGAGAGAAAUCACUAAAGGUCUCAACCUCCCCACGUCAAUCACCAGCGCUGCGUUCACCCUCCGCACCCAGUAUAUGAAGUACCUGUACCCGUUCGAGUGUGAGAAGAAGCGUCUGAGUUCUCCCGGUGAGCUGCAGGCCGCCAUCGACAGCAACCGCAGAGAAGGCCGACGUCCCAGCUACACUAACAGCCUGUACCGCUACUCUCCCUCCCCGAGCGCUGCUGCUCACUCCCUGCUCUCCUCUCCCACGGCUCUACACAACAACCUGAACUCAUCCGCUAGUCCAAAUUUAAAGAGAAACCCAGAUGAGAGCCUCACCCCUCUAAUACCCACUCGGCUGCCCAUGGCUCUGGCCCUGGGGCAGCAGCAGCAGCUGGCACAAGCCGCCACAUUGGAGCAUCUCAGAGAGCGGCUGGAGCGAGGAGCUGCCGCCGCCGCAGCCGAUGCUCCAGAGAAGAAAAUGAUGCGUCUGGCGGAGGAGCAGCAGCGCCUCAUGCAGCAGGCGCUCCAACAGAACCUCCUGGCCAUGGCCUCUCACUUCAACCCAAUGAACCUCAAGCUUAACAAUGGACACGAGAGCAAACAGGACUUGUCUCUGAGUAUCUCCACUAAUGGAGCCGCCAGUAUCAGUAUGUCUGUGGAGGUCAAUGGAACUAUUUACUCAGGAACGCUGUUUGCCCAGAAAUCUGCUGCUGCCGUGGCGUCGCAGGCUGUGACUCUGGCAGGAACCAGUGGUUUCAGUGCCCUCUCCUCCUCACACAGCCCCUCGUCUUCAUCAUCCACCUCCUCUAAGGGACCAAAUUAAGGUUUACUGGCUUUUAGAUCUGACAAAAACAACUACCAAGUGUACCUCUCUUGUUAGACAACUCUGUGAACUUCGUAGGGAAAUCAGCCGCAACACAUUCCACCAUAGUUUUUCCAUUACUCUGACAGCGUAAUGUGCUCGUCAAUGGGACACUGGUGUUUGACCAGACUGACUAUAAUGUAGAAUUGAAUCACAGUUUACCUUAGUGCCUGGCAGAAGCUUCUUUUUCAAAUGUACUGACACUCAUGUGUAAAGGGCUUUACAUGGUUUGUUUAGAAGUGUCUUUAGAGCAGAAAAGUGCACAAUGAGAAACGAUUCCAACAGGUUUUUUUCUUUUGAUGUCGGCUGCAUUUGUAGCUAAUCAUCAAACAGGUCUGUAGCUGCCCUCUUUCCUUAGUCCUCAGUAGAUCAGUGUGGUUGCCAAAGUGCAGCUAGUGAAGACCAAAAAGCUCUAUUUCAGUACCAUAGGUUUAAUGAUUAUCAAAGGUUUCCACUGAAGCCAUUUUUGUUUUUUAUUUUACUGUUGGCAAACAUUUGGUUUAAUUUCAGUGGAAGCGUGUAGUUUGUUGUCUGCUGUAGUAUUUACUUAAGAAUCAAAUGCAAUUUAAAAGAAAUUGGUUGAUGGUUGGUUGGAUUUUUUCUUUUUGUAAUGUAUUUUUUUUAAUUUAAUCAUUUGGCCUGGCCUUAAAAAGUGCAAACAUGUAUCAGUUUUGAAUCAAAGGCAAAUUUUGGAGGACAAGGUUCCUGCAGCGAGAUGUAGGCCUAUGUUAGAAAGAAGUGAUAAAACAUUUACCUCAUUUGACUUCCCAUGAUUGUAAGUUUCGUGGGAGUUUGUUCUGGACUCAGGAAUGUCCUCUGGACUUGUCACUGUUCCAUCUCAUAAUAUAUUGCUGUGUUGUAUUUGUAUAAACGUAAAGAAUGUAUCAUUAAUGACCUCAAGCUUUUGACAAGUGAACACUGAAACAGUGCUACCUCACUCUUCUAGAGAAAUAUGCAAUAGUUAUUGCAGCAUGUGUUGGUUUAGCCAUCUGCUGAAAUAGACUGCAUGUGGACAAUCAAGUAGACAUAUCACUGCAAACAAAUGUCACUGUGAACUUGGCAAAAAAAUCAAAGUUAAUGUUAAACUCUGUUUUGGUAUUGAUUAACAUAUUUCCUGGACAUGUGGCCAUGAGGAAUAAAGAAAUCGUGUGUGCUGUUGACAGAA
Messenger RNA from Hippoglossus stenolepis (Pacific halibut), 3255 nucleotides. Its product is annotated as AT-rich interactive domain-containing protein 3A. Gene Ontology annotation, molecular function: DNA binding. The transcript has 9 exons. Gene Ontology annotation, biological process: regulation of transcription by RNA polymerase II. Bases 363 to 2051 code for a protein of 562 amino acids. Lineage: Eukaryota; Metazoa; Chordata; Actinopteri; Pleuronectiformes; Pleuronectidae. Gene Ontology annotation, cellular component: nucleus. The record is from RefSeq and is a predicted model, not a curated record.